Messenger RNA from Ophidiomyces ophidiicola, 1905 nucleotides. RefSeq names its product DNA-binding transcription factor yap1 (gene YAP1). The transcript has 3 exons. The coding region runs from base 1 to 1905 and encodes 634 amino acids. Gene Ontology annotation, cellular component: RNA polymerase II transcription regulator complex. NCBI's taxonomy places the organism in Eukaryota, Fungi, Ascomycota, Eurotiomycetes, Onygenales, Onygenaceae. Gene Ontology annotation, molecular function: DNA-binding transcription activator activity, RNA polymerase II-specific; transcription cis-regulatory region binding. The record is from RefSeq and is a predicted model, not a curated record.
AUGUCAAACUAUGAUUCCCUGUAUCAACGCAGCCUCUAUUUCUCCCCCGACCAACAGGAUCUCCUCCUUGCCACCCUUGGAACGUCCCAUCAAACAAUGCAACCACAAAGCGAGACGACUUUUGAUGGCAUACCUGUUAAAACCCAAAGUUCCCCAAUCCAACAACUCCAGAAUGGAUCUGCAUCUCACGAUGUUCUCAACUCUCCCUCCGAACACGAGGCUUCCGUUUCUGGCCGUCUCAGUUUUGGGGAUGAUAGCCCUUUCCUAGAUUUCACCCUCGACCCGGAGUUUGAAAUUGCCGAUGAAGACGCUUUGAUUGGCGAUCUGCCAGGCACUGAAGGGCGUGAGAAAAGGAAGAGCAUGGAUGGGAAAGGAGAAGAGGAAGGCGGUAAAAAGAGAAAGGAAAAUGAUGAAAAAGUAGCUAAAAAACCCGGAAGAAAGCCUCUUACAUCGGAACCUACUUCAAAACGCAAAGCGCAGAAUCGCGCAGCACAAAGGGCAUUCCGAGAACGGAAAGAGAAACAUCUGAAAGACCUCGAAACAAAAGUCGAAGAUCUUGAAAAAGCUUCACAAGCUGCUAACAAUGAAAAUACAUUGCUUCGUGCUCAGAUAGAAAGACUGCAAGUCGAGCUUCGGGAAUAUCGCAAACGACUUUCAUGGGUUAGCAGUGGAAAUAGGUAUCCUAUGCCUACAAACGCCCACCUUAAAAAUAAUGAAAACCGCCCCUCCCGCCCAACUGGAGAUUUUUCCUUCGAGUUUCCGAAGUUCGGCGAUCUUCCCGGCUCCCACAUAUUUAAUACCUCUCUGUCCAAAUCUCAACUUUCACCUAACUCGUCUCAUACUUCACCUCUCACAGCAAUUCAAAACAAAGCUCCUGGCGUUCUAAAUCGAGACAUGCUCAAGAGUACGCCCGAUUCUCUCCCUCGUACCCAGCAAUUUAACUCACCCGGUGGGCCGGCAUCGGCCCUAAGCCCGAAGAAUGAUUCUAUACGCGCCAUCUACGGUUCAGGAGCUGGCCGUAGCGUGCAAAACCCGAUCGACCUAUCCUAUGGCGGAACCAACACAGCUGUCAGGUCAUCACAAGCCAUCCUCGACCAGAAUAAGCGACAAGGAAGCUAUUCGUCCCUGAGUCGUGGACGUCACGGCGCGUCCAACACAAACUCUCCUUCCACAUCCUCUGAGUCUCAGCAUGGUAGGGCUUCAUCCAUAGGCACCUCCCCAGAACCCCCAGCCCACUCACCGCCGACAGCAAACAUUGACGCGCAGUCCAAACCCAAAACUGUAGGCAAUACACCCCUAAGCCUAGAUGAGUGCCAAAAAUCAUUCUACGAAAAGCUGGGCCAAGCAUGUGGAUGUGCAGAAGAUCCAGUUCCGGCAGCCUUAUCGCACAUGAAGGAUGAGUCCAGCACCUCAAUCUCGCCGCUAAACACCUCAAAUAACAAUGACAAUUCUCUUGGAAUAGACUGGCUUGUGCAACAAAAUAAUGGCCAGUUCGACCCUGUUUUAUUCAAUGAUUAUCGUGAGCCACAGGAUGCUGUGUUAUCUCAAGAUUUUGGAAGCUUUUUCAAUGAUGCGUUCCCUCUCCAGGACGUGGGCAGCUCGUUUCCAAAUUUCGACCUAGGAGCCAACCACACCCCUAAGGCCGACCUUAUUUCUCAAAUUGACCGAACCCUAGACGCCGAUGAAGAGGUAGUGCCUGGUGAAGAUAGAUCACAAAUGUUGUCUUGUACUAAGAUAUGGUCUGUUCUCAUCCCGGACCGUUUGCAAUCGAUGGAAAAAUUUCGCAACGGUGAAAUCGACGUUGAUAGUCUAUGUACAGAGCUCCGUACUAAAGCCCGGUGUUCUGAGGGUGGUGUUGUAGUUAAUAAAAAGGAUGUGGAUGACAUAAUGACUCGUGCAUUAUAA